Colletotrichum spaethianum is the source of this 1287-nucleotide messenger RNA. RefSeq lists its product as uncharacterized. The record is from RefSeq and is a predicted model, not a curated record. NCBI's taxonomy places the organism in Eukaryota, Fungi, Ascomycota, Sordariomycetes, Glomerellales, Glomerellaceae. The transcript is spliced from 3 exons. The coding region runs from base 1 to 1287 and encodes 428 amino acids.
AUGAAUGCUAAAGAGUUCCGCGCAAAUGUCGAAAGCGGGGAGCUGCCGGUUGACCACCAUGAUCGUGUAUUACGAAUAGCCUUCAUCUACUUGGAUGAAGGGUUGUGGGAUGGCAACGGGGUCUUCGACGUCGUUGAUCAGCUCCACGCGCGAGGGUGGUCAUUCGGCGAGGAGGGUUUGAGAUUCAACCGCACUCUGGACAUAUUCUACCUUGCCCAGAUAGCAGCCGGCAUCUACCGCUCCUCCAACCAACUCGAUGGGGACUUUCCCUUGGCAGACGAUUUUGACACGUUCUACGCUGAGCACCGUCAGCUGCUCAACCUAAAAGCAUGGAGAGAGUACUACUCACCAGCUUUCCUCGCGCAGCCGGUCUCGGCUCGUUUCUACCGCCUCCCCGACUUGCAAGACCUGCCAGACGCAAGCGACCCGCUCGGGCAGCCGCGACGAGACAAGGGAAUCGGCCACUUCACCAAGCUUCCUCGGUGGGCACACAACGUCGCGCGAACGCGCCGGAGACAGCCGGCACUCCCCACCGCAACCAUGACCGAGAUCGCCCUCUCGACCCUCCAGCAAACCAUCGAGCGCCUACGGAAGGACCGCCCGAGCGUCGUGCACCCUUACUCGAAGACACAAGCCCGGUUCUGGCUCAAGUACAUGAAGAUGGAUUUUCCUGGCCCGUAUUCCAGCGAGGCUUGGAACCCUAACGAGUUCGGCAUUUACGUCGCGCAGGGGCCUUCGACAUAUGGCACUCUCAAGAGCGAGGUGGACUGGUGCGGGUUGCCGGACGGCGGGGUGGGUUUGCAGGCGUGGUGGCGGGGGUGGGAGCCCGAGGUCGGGAGCGAGGAGGAGGUUGCCUUCCUAGCGGCCGUUGCCGCGAAGGAGACGGAGGGCGUCGACGCGAGCAGCAACACCAACAACCUUGAUUAUGCCAUGCGGUCGCACUUGCUUCUGGGAUUGCUUUUUGCGGCGUUUGAGACGACGGAGAGGGAACGACAUGUGGAGGAUGUGAAGCGGCGGGCAGUGGAGGCGAGUAGGCUUGAUGAGAGCAAGGCCGAGCAGUGGGUUCGACACGCUUUAAAGGUCAUGGAGCCUUAUGUGCACGAGAGGGGGCAGCACGGACGACCUGUCGCCGCAGAGGAUCUGAAUGGGUUGCUACAGCGUGUCCUGGCGGAAACUGGGCAUAUUUUCGCAAGAUGGAAGCUUUCACCCACUUCCAAGGAGUAUAACUUUGAACUGAAAACGAUGGACGAAGCCAACACCAUAUCGAUGACAAAGGAAUACAUUUGA